Messenger RNA from Acaulospora morrowiae, 580 nucleotides. The record is from the annotation of a GenBank genome assembly. NCBI's taxonomy places the organism in Eukaryota, Fungi, Glomeromycota, Glomeromycetes, Diversisporales, Acaulosporaceae.
AUGAAAUUUUCCAAAGUACUUAAAGCCGAAUGUGUGCCAGAAUGGAAGAGAAAGUAUAUUGACUACAAAGGCCUAAAAAAGCUCUUGAGCUCCGUAGAGAAGGAACGAAUAACCAGAAUAAUACAAGAAUAUAAGAGUAGCGAUAGUCCCAGGUCCAAAUCACAAAAGGAUGAUAUACACACUCGACCUAUUAGUGAAAUCCCUAUCGCAGGAGGUUGUUGCGGUGAAACUGGUGACAUUUCGGCUAAUAUAAACUUGCGAAGACCUCCGCAGUCACAUGAAAUAUCUCGUCGAAAUAACAUUACUUAUUCCCUACCACUGCUCACUACAAAGCUCGAAAAUUCUUCGGUCGAAGGGAAUUGGUUGCCAUCCAAUAAAUCACCUGGCAUGCGAAAUGUACCCGAAAGAAACAAUUCCUUAUUGAACAAACUUUCUUUGAGGAUAUCCUUAGCUACCAAUGAAAAUGCACGAAGCAGGAUAGUCUCGAUCGACACCUUAAUGGACCAAAUGGAUGAAGAAGAGAAGAAAUUUUUCAUUGCUCUACAAAACGAAAUAAAGAAGAUCUCGGAAUUUUGCGACG